Messenger RNA from Cladophialophora yegresii CBS 114405, 1662 nucleotides. RefSeq lists its product as uncharacterized. Gene Ontology annotation, biological process: sphingosine biosynthetic process. Gene Ontology annotation, cellular component: membrane; cytoplasm; intracellular membrane-bounded organelle. The coding region runs from base 1 to 1662 and encodes 553 amino acids. NCBI's taxonomy places the organism in Eukaryota, Fungi, Ascomycota, Eurotiomycetes, Chaetothyriales, Herpotrichiellaceae. The record is from RefSeq and is a predicted model, not a curated record. The transcript is spliced from 3 exons.
AUGGCCGAUGUUGAUAGAUCCAGCAAUGCUCCGUCAGAUCCCUUCUCAGAUCAAGCGGGAAUCCACGACGAACGAGAUAUAAUUGCCGAAGCGACCUUGAGCGUUGGCAGAAAUGCCACGCUGACCCUCGGCACCGACGCGGUUAUCGUCCUAGACGAGGGUUUACGCAGUCGAAGAGGCUUCAAUUGCUUCGGGUGUCUCCCCCAGAGAACGACGAAUACCCGAUCUAUUCCUUACUUCAACAUCCUCUGGGCCGAAACCGUCAAAGGCGACCUUACCAUUCACUAUGCGAAGCCCACCUCGAAGUCCCCUAAGUCUUCCGUUCGCGUUUCCUACAUCAAUUACACACUAGAGAACACUACGACGCAGUCUGAGAAGGCAGAGAGAUGGGCCCAACGACUGCUGGAUCGGGCAUACGGACAUGCGCAGCGCAAGAAGAGGAUCAAGGUGUUGAUCAAUCCUUUUGGCGGAAAAGGCAAAGCGGUCAAACAACACAGUAAAGAGAUUGAGCCCAUAUUUGCUGCAGCGAGGUGCGAGGUGGAUGCCGAACGAACUACACAUCGGGGUCAUGCGAUUGAGAUCGCCCAGAACCUUGACAUCAAUGCCUACGAUGUUUUGGCCAGCUGUUCGGGUGAUGGACUGCCGCACGAAUGUAUCAACGGACUUGCAAAGAAAAGCAACGCGGUGGAGGCUCUGAGAAAGGUCGCCGUCGUCCAACUUCCUUGUGGCACUGGCAACGGCAUGUCAUGGAACUUGAACGGCACCGGCGACUGCAGCACAGCGGCACUAUGCAUUGUAAAAGGUGUUCGAACGCCGCUAGAUCUCGUCAGCAUCACGCAAGGGGAUACCAGGACGCUCUCGUUCCUUUCGCAGUCUCUAGGGAUCGUGGCCGAGAGCGAUCUGGGAACCGAGAACAUUCGCUGGAUGGGAGACGCACGGUUUUACUAUGGUUUCCUCGUUCGGCUCAUGGGGAAGACACUCUAUCCUGUCGACAUUGCGGUGAAGACGGAGAUCGAGGACAAGCAGGACAUCAAGCGACACUACGCCGAGCAGAUGGCAAAAAGGGCAACGCAGGCAGCAAUAUCCAAAACCGACCUGGAUGGGCCUCUGGAUACCUCGACGGGACUUGGUCUCCCUCCACUGCAAUAUGGCACUGUCAAGGAUCCUCUCCCUAUCGGCAAUGGCUGGACUCCGUUGCAGCACUAUCCUAACUUGGGGAACUUCUACUGCGGCAACAUGAGCAUGAUGGCGGCUGAUGCACCGUUUUUCCCUGCGUCUCUUCCAUCCGACGGUCUGAUGGAUCUGGUCACCAUCGACGGCGACAUUCCACGAAGAAUAGCUCUCGACCUGUUACUUUCUGUGCCCAACAACGCCUUCUUCGACAAGGAAUCCGUCCGAUACCGCAAAGUGAGUGCUGUUCGUGUAAUUCCGCGGUACGGAACGCUGGCAGACUCGACCGCGGAGAACAAGAAGAACGCUAGCCGAGAUGAAGGCUGUUUCGCGGCGGAUGGUGAGAAGAUGCCCUUUGAGGCCUUCCAGCUCGAGGUCCACAGGGGCCUGGGAACGGUGUUGAGUCGGAGAGCGGGCGUAUACGAGGCACCUGGGCCAAAAGCCUGGGAGGACAUUGACGGCGCGGCUAUUGCUGGGACGCAAAGAUUAUAG